UUGGUAACCGCGCAAAGUUGCGAAAUUUACCGGUAAAAUUACAUGGACAUGAUCUGAGAAGAACUAGCUGACCACCGUGUGAUUUACCGAAUACUUUAGUCAAGGAAUAGAGGAAAUAAGUAGUAUUGCCGUUCACUUGAGAAACAUUUAGAUUGUGAAUUUAGUGAUCGAAACCUCCACACGUGAAAUCAAAGAAAAAACGUGAACAGUUGAUUUUACGUAAACUUUACUCACGAGUAAACAAAAUUUUACAGUCACGUGCAUUACCUCACGCGAUCUCCUCAUCGAUCUCAAGCACAGGUUAAGUUAUCUUUGACCCAAGGACAGCUACUUAUGCUUAGACGUGGCGUUCCUUUACAGUCGUUUAUCUAUAGCGUCCGACAUUUUGGUGGUGUUAUGUCCUCGCAAGCUAAUGGUUUUCUAAGUCCUUGCGGUCGUCGGAAAUCACAGUUUACAAGAGCAACUUCUUCUUGCUGUUUAAAUAAUGGUAAAGACAGGGUAAUUGACAAGUCUGGGGACUCUAGAUCGAGAGAAAGAGGAGAAUUGCAAUGGGAAAAACUCUCUGAUGAUGAGAAGAAUAUUUAUCUUGCUCAUAAAACUGCAUGUAUGGUAAGGACAGAACAUUUGUAAUGUCGUCUUGGUUUAUAAGGAUGGUUGUAAGAUAGAUAAAUUGCCAAUUAGUACUUACUGCAAUCAUUUUACAAGAGAUAAUUUUCUUUGUGCGUAACAAUUAGUCAUGAACUGUAAUCAUCCGGCUGAGACAAGUUCUGAAUGAUUGUUGUUAAUUUAACAGUGACAAUGUGAUUGUCAUUAACAUCAGUUCAUUUCUGGGCUACUCUUGCCAAAGUGAUCACACUGACAACUCAAAAGCAUCAAAGAAUAUUUGUGUUUCCAUACUUCCCUAUGGCUAGGGGAGCAUAACAGAGAGGUUUUGUCCAAGAAUGUCACUGAUGACAUGUGCUCUUCAAACCUGACACUGUUUUAAACAAAAUACAGGAUCAUUGAUAAAAAGAUUCUUGGGUGGUUAACCCUUUACACCCCAACAUUAGUUUCUGUAUUCUCCAUACGGCUCUCUAUACAUUUUUUAAGAUGUCAACAAAGAUAAUUUGUUCAAUAAUCAAGAGCCUCUUUAGCUAGUGAUCAUUUCCUUUAUUCUCAUGACCCUAAUGUGCAAUUCAGGAGUAUAAUAUUAUAGGGAGAAAUUAGAUGCUGGUCACUCUUAGGGGCCAAAGGGUUAAAACCCCCAUUUAUGAGACUAUUAUUGCUUUUUUUUUUAACACUUUAACUCUAAUGGCUUACCAAUAGAGAAUUUCUCCUUAUACUGACAAUACAAUUUCAAGCAGACAAGUGAUGGGUAUAAAGAAAAACAUCAAUGAGGAAGUUGUUUUUCUAUCCCACACCAAAUUCUCCAAACUCACAACACAAAAACUGUAUGACAGACAAUAAGAAGAAUUACCAAUGAGAUCUUGAGAGUGAAAGCUCUGUAAUAAGGGCAAAGAAAUUGUGUAAAUUCAUAGAAUCUUUGCGGUAUGCAUCUUUUCUGGUACUAGGUACUUCCUUUGCUGGUCUUACUGGCUGUAUACAUGUAUGUGAGAACAUAUAUGUAUGCAACUGUGGCAUUUGGAUCUCACGGAGCCACCUGACACAUUUAAACAAGAUGAUUAAUAUGACAUGGUCAGAGAAUGCUAGUAUUGCACAGGUGCAUCACACCACCAAAAUGGUUUAAAACUUCCAAUUCAGAAAAAUGUAAAGACCAAAAAUCUGGAUGAUGAAAUGUUUUUCCACAAUUGGCAGUAAUGUCAUAAUGUGAUUUGCCAAUUUGCCAUUUGAUAAGAAAACUGACAAUGCUGCUCAUGUCAGUGUGUUAUGCGAUGCCUUUAUCAGCCCUCAAACAUGGAUGAUUCUCACUGAAAGAAUCGUUUUAUUUGACAUCAGUAUUGUGGUAAAAAACAAAGUGACAGUGGUUUAGUGUGAUCUGUACUCUUACUGACAUCACAGUGGUCAAAAUUUGUCACCAACUUACUCCGCUGCACCUUUGUGUCCAUAGAAUUUUGACCACCAAGAUGAUAAUCAUUUUCAAUAAGAGUACACACCAUGCUAAACCACUGUUGCUUUGUUGAAAUCCCAGUUUAAGAUCAAGGACCCCAAAAAUCAUACUCUCCCAGAUAACACAAACUGGCAGGGACCUAAUAAGCUUGGGCCCCCCUGAGCUCACUCAAAAAAAUUCUUCAUACCCUCCAGACCAGGAGAUCUAAGUGCACGUCCUUGACCCUUUUUUUAACAGUUCCCCUAGCCAACAACGAUAUUAAGUAGGAACUUUGAUUUACCGUUCAGUGUCAUGCUAUUUAUUAGAGAUAAAAUCCAAGGACAAUACUUACACUGACUGGCAAUUACUGUUGUUAGUAAGGUAGUUGAGUGGAUCAAAUUUUCUGUUUUGUUUCCCAAUUUGGAAGAGUGGUGCAAAUCUUUCCAAUCUUUGCUAAUUUUUUGUGCAUUUGAUCAGGCCUUAAAUAGAAAUAAAUGUACAGUAUGCCAUAACCUUAAUUGUUCACAUGUAGUGACACAAAAUCAGUGCUCUGAACAGAAUUUUGUGUUUUUUUGUUAUAAACAUUCUCUAUCUGAUGAAUAUCUGUCUAACUCAUUAGUUUUGAACAUACCAAAAAAUAAUCUACUUUAAUAGACAACCUUUUUUAGCAAACAACAUUCAAACAGUCAUCCUAAGAGUUAAGGUCUGUGAAAUAACACUGUCACCCAGAUUUCAUGGGAACAUUUUGAACUUUAAAUACCAUUUCACACAUUAGCCUAUUGUUGUUUCUUCUUGUCAGGUUAAUGGAAGUGUUUUCUUGAUAUAUUCUUCUCUGUUUUUUAGAAUGGGAAAAAUAGUUAUUCAGAUCCCAUCACUGGGUAUAUGGUCUUCACUGAAGAAUUUCUUUCCAAGCGUAGGGCCUGCUGUGGAAAUGGCUGCAGACAUGUGAGUAACAUAUUAUACUCGUCAUUUAGCAUUCUAACAUCAAUAUGCAUAUUCUCCAUGCUGUUCUCUAUACAUUUCCUUAGAUGCUGACAUGGAGAAUUUGUUUAAUGAUCAAGAGCUUCAAUAGUUGAAGAUCAUAUCCUUUAUUCUCCUGACCUUAAUGUUUGACUCAGGGGUGAAACUGUAAGGAGAGAUCAGAUGCUAGUCACUCCCAGGGUCAAAGGGUUAACUCUUGUGUCAUGCAAAAACAUGAUUUGUUUUGGAGAGUAUGUUUUAUAAACUCUUUUUUCAUCUUUAUUUCAGUGUCCAUUUGGUCAUGAGAAUGUACCACACAGUCAACGCAAGAAGAAAUUUAAUUCAGCGUUUUACGUUUAAAAUCAAACAGACAGUCAUGCAAUUAAAUUAUUACAGAAAUGAUAAUGUAUACAGCUUCAGGAAAAGACAUAUGUUUGAGACAAACACUUCAUUAUAAUCAUUAUGAAUUUUCCUGAAGCAAAUUUCAGUCUUUUGAAAUGAAAUUGGAUUGUCAAAAAAAUCAGCCUGAAGCGUCAUGGUUUUCUAUACUUUGUGCUUUCUCUGUAUUGGAGAGACUAAGGAGUAACCAUAACGCAAAGAUUUCUCAAUGUAACAAGGAUGUGGAAAUUAUAACAGCAAUAAUAAUAUUUUGUAUUGGUUACUGGUAUUUAUUAAUAUCAUUAUCAAACAUUCAAACUAAAAGAAAUACGACAUAAUUUAUAUGUGUGUAUGUGAGUGAGUCAUGUGAAAGCACCCCUGUUUUCAAGAGAUAUUUGCAGUCUGUGCUAAUGUAUUUAAAUCCUCUGGUAUGAAACAAACAAAUAAACAAGUUGGCAUUUGUCCCCAUCACUUUGUUGUUUUGGUCAGAUUCAUUAAGUGGUUUCCUUUUUGGAAGCUAAAAUCAAGAAGUUAGUGACAUUGAAGAAGGAUGACAUCCAUUUCUUGUUUUUUUUAUUUGCCAUUGGGACCCUGUCAAAUAGUGAGCCUUGGGGGGGGGAAUAUAGGGGAUCAGCCAUAGGGGAGGAUAUAUAAUGGGAUGCAUAUAGGGGAAGAGAUAUAGGGGAGGGCACAAAGGCAAGGAGGUACAAGGGUGGGGACAUAAGAGAGGGCAAAAAGGCAAGGGGAGACAAGGGAGGGAACAUAAGGGAGGGCAUAUAAGGGAGGAGAUACAAGGGAAGGGACAUGAUAGAAGGCAUACAGGCGAGAGGAUACAAGGGGAGGGACUUGAGGGAGGACAUACAGGGGAGGGGACACAAGGGAGGGCAUAUAGGGGAGGAGACAUAAGGGAAGGGACAUGAUAGAGGGCAUAGCCACGUUUGACCCCUUGACCUAGGUUUCACACUAAGUUUAAAUUUCUUUCACUUUUCAUCUCCAUAUUUUUUUUGUCUUUGGGUCUCUAUACUCAACAAAAACCAACCCUCCAUAAUCUAAGUCGAUCUGGGAACAACAGACCAAGACGUGAAAACCUAUCGACGUCCUUUGGCAAAUCAGCUUGGAGUAUCAAUGAGUACCUCUCAUUUCUUAGGUAAAAACGUUUUCAACAUUUUGGGACGAAUUGUGAUUGUCAUCAACAUUUUGAGACGAAUUGUUAUUGUUUGGAAUUCCAUUCAAGGCCGGUAAAAGCAGACAGAAAAAAGGUAAAUCCUGAGGAAAACAGGAGCAGCCGUGGCAGUUCAGCAAUAUUAGGCUCGUUAACAUUCCAUCUGAUUUCUUCGAUUACAAGACCCCAAUAUAACCAUUAAUGAAGCUUUAAGAACACUGAAGAGUAUUUCUAAACAAAAAUAAAGUUAAAUCAGCCACAAACAGAAGCCAACUCAGACGAUAAUCCAGUAAAAAAUAACCUUCAUUGCUCAAAUGAUUUUGCGUUAGUCUACAGAAACCUCAGGACGAAACAGCCAGAAUUUAUUCACAUUCGAAUUUAAUUACUUGUUAUUCUCACCAAGUAAAAUUUUCAUCGCUUUGACAAAUUCAGAUUCCAGUUCUCUUAGAUUUCUAGAUUGCACCCAUAAACUUUGAGCAAAAAUUUCCCGCUGUUUGGUUAAAAAGCGAGUGAAAAGUUACGUUUGGCAAAUAUGGUAAACAUAGAAAUAUAAUUGCCGAUACAAUUUAAACGAUUUUUUUUUGCUGACGCGCUCAAUUCGCCAUUUAUUUCACUAAUAGAAUUUGAUUAAUUACAGUUUCUUUUCAAGUGUUAAACGCAAAAUGCGAAUAAAAUAAUUUACAAUUAAAGUUUUACCGUCUCUGGUGGUUUAUGUUAAGAGUAUUCUGAUCUUCUUAAUAACGUGUUAAAAUUAUGAUACAAUUUCCUUUUAAUGUAUAACCCCUUAAGUGUGUUGUUUGCAGAAAUAAAACACAAUUCUAAUUGGUAGACGGUUUCACUGAAAACUAAGGCGACAACUAAGGCAUUUCUUUUUUUACGGCUACAACAAAUUGAAAUUGUUAGGUUUUAUUUUUUAAUUUGUGUCUAUUUGAGAGCUUAAAAGUUUAAUUUAAUAUAGCGAAUUAAGAGAAGAAUAUUCUUUAGUUGCAGGAAAAUUGGCUCGGCGGUAUCAAGUUUCAAUCAUGCAUAAGAAUGGGACUAGGAUUGCGUCAAACAAAACUAAAUCUCGUUUUUACUCUAAUCCUGAGUCAGUAUCAAAUUUUUCCAAUUCAUUUCAGCCCCUGAAAAUAUAAAAAAUAUGAUUUAGUAAAAACGUAAAAUAUCAAUUAUUUACGAAAAAACGUACCUAAACCAUACUGCUUACCUCUCAGGCCAAGUGCGAAAAUUUCCUAAGUUGUGAAUUUUAAAUAAGCGUUCGAUCUAAAACGUUCACCCGAUGAAAAAGCAGCCCACCCAUCGAAGUAUAACUCUUUAAUAUUUCUCAAAUUUUGUUGCAAAACAUAUUUUUAACCCUUAGCAAUCUAUGACAUUCGCUGAGAAAUUUCUUAAAGUUUGCAAGUCGGAAAUGACGAGAAUUGUAUACAUCUUUCGCUGACUUAAUGAUUCGAGGUGCCAACUGUAUGUUUUCAUUUACUCAUUUCCUUGGGAAACCAAAUCGUUGGAACGAAAUUAGAAUUUAAAAUGUAUAUCGUUAACUGUAGCAUUGAACACAGAUUAUUCAAGGCUCGUUUUUAAGCUUCUUUCAAUGUGCGGUAAUGUAUCUUUCUCCUAAUUAGAUUAUAUUUGUUUAUCAGUCCAAUGCAGGUGGAAGAAUAUGUUUUCAAUUUUCACAGCUGAAAUUCGUCCCAAGAUGACACAUCGCUAGAAGCUAAUUAAGAGUAUAUAAUUUAUUAAUUAACGGGAAGCUGAAAAUUCGAGGAAAUUCCCUCAUCGACAAGCGAGCCGCCGUUGAGAUUCUGUCGUGAAUCUUGGUUCUUGCGGGAUUUUGUCGCUCGUUGGCGCCCCAUACAAUAGCAUUCUUGCUUUUUUAACGUUAAGAAACAGGUAAUCGGUUCUUUGUGAAAACAAUGACAGCUCCCCCUCGAGUGUACAGAAUCUUUAUUGUUUUUAUCAGCUUUCCGGAAUAUUGUGUUUAUUUUUCAUUACAAAAAAACAAAAGUAACCGAAAACCAAAAGCCUUGGCACAAUUUGAACGAAGUAUUGUCACAUUGAGUAAAUUGUGGUAAACCCUUUCAAUGGCCUUGAAGUUUUUUAUUCCCGCCAGGGAACCCAUUUCAAUGUUGUUUUCGUCAGAAAUUGGCACGUGCCGCCACGCGACGCCCCCGAGGUUAGCAAAGGACCCAACAAAAGGGUCGAGCUUUUGUUUAAACACCUUGCAUAUCGCCGAGAAGAAAAUACUUGGGCACGUAUAGCUUUUAGAGUGUAUGCGAGUGACCAACCCACCAGAACGAAUUUAUUACUGUUGUUAAUUAUACUCGCACUGCCGAUUGAUUAAAGAUCAGGACUUGGUACAGAAUUUGGACGCGCUGAUCGUCAACGAAAUUAAAAAUCCUUUUCAGACAAUACGUUCUGUCAAUACUUUUAGCAACAAUACACCGUGUGUACAUCUUACACACUGUUGUUACCUCUCCAAUCAGUAAAAACGCCAUCGUGGACAUAUGCAAGGCAGCGUGUUGACGCUCGUAAUCGCUCAAAGACGCCUACAGACGGCAUGAUAUGUUUAAAAUUUUGACAACAAUAAAUCAUACGAAUAUUGCGGUCGAGAUGUUUGCCUUCCCAUCGAUCAAGUUAAAAGGUUUUCCUGUUGAAGGCACACUUUUAUUUUGAAAGAACGCAUGCGCACGAGUUAUCGCAUUGCAAUAAUUUUAUGAAGUGUUAUUCACAGUAUUACUUUCAUUUCACACACAAAAUUAUUCAAACAAAAUGUAUUAAGAAUAGGUUUUACAUUAUAUUGAUCAAGAUAAGUAAACUUCAGGCAUCUUUGUUUCAAACAACCACACUCAAUCGACUCCUUUUAAAUUUCCUCUUUAGAACGAGAUCUUGUUGUGUUUCGGCGAACUUUUUAUCACAAUGCCCCGUUUAAGAGGUCCUAUACUACUAAGAGAGGAAACUGUUCUCUCUCCACAAACGCAUGAAAAGCAUUGUGUCUACAUUUGAAUUUGAAUAGACAUAUCUCUCUCUCAAACGGAAACAAAACUGACACUUGUACGACAGACACGUGUGGCCGUAUUUUGUUCCGGAUCGUGAGUCAAGUGCCCUUGUAACUCAAAGAACAAUUUCCCCAUUUAAAUGCAAUUUACUCUCAAGAGAAGUCGGAAACGGGCCGAUAUUCUGUGCAUCUCAUCGUCCUUAAAAGCGAAAUGACGGAAAGAGAAUCAUCUGAGUGCUCUCGAUUCACCUGUUCCCGAGCCUAAAACAUAUGGAAAUUACUAUGCAAUAUUUAAAUAAAGGGUUCAUUUCAGGAGGGGUUCCAUACCUUAAAAAUACACAGCUGCAACCGUUGCGAGAUAUUUAGCUAGUGGUGAGGGCAAGUAUUCACCGCAACUAGCAAAGCUACGCGACUAUCGACUCUGAUCAAUCUGCCUAAGCCAGCUGGAAGCGAAGUCCACUUUCACCCGUGCACAUGUUUCGAGACCAGUUUCAGGUAAAGAGUGAUGUGAUUUGAACUUUCAGUGGUUUCCAUCGCUUUUUGCGAAUUUUGGCUCGUCAAAAUAAUGGCUUUUCACAGAGCGCGAAAGUGAUAAGGAACUCCGGUUGAACUUGAAACAAUUUUAUCGAGGCAAGGUUAAGGGUUUUUUUUAAGGAAGUGUGAUUGUUUCGUCUAGUCCAUAAACGUGCACGGUUAGCAGGAGUUUUCUCUUUUGAAGGUUAAUCCUUCUGAAUGCAAAGAUCAAAUGGUUUUUUGCCUUUCUCAAAAUCUUCCGGUACCUCUCAAGCCAAUGUGUUAAUAAGAAAAGGUUUACCACUUUUUUUUGCGAGUCUGAAAUUGAAUUAUUCCUCGGAUUUCAAGCCCGUGAACCGAUUUAGAUCUGUAUGUCGUGGAAAUUUCAAAAUAUCAUUGCGAACCGAUCAGCCGCAGAUACAAAAGCUUUCUCUCUUUUGUCUAGAGAUUUCUAAAUCUGUACUGUGUAGGUAAUUAAAUGAUACGAAAUGUUUCCGAAUGAAUUCUACUCGAUCCACUAGACUUUCAAUGAGGUUUAUUUCGCAAGAAUUAUAAAAAAAGGUCAAAGGAACACAAGUUUAUACGCUUGUAAUGUUUAGCCACAGUAAUUUAGUGUAAAACUUAAACACCGAUGCACUAACUAGUUAAUUACGACCAGAUCUUUGUGUUUUGAGUUUCGAUAAUUUAAAACCAAAUUUUAUUUUCUUUUACCUUAUCUAUUAGUGGUACAAGCUUUCAAAAGAAUUUGAAUGCCUAACGAAUGAUGUAUCUUUGUGUAGUUCAUUUUUCAUAGUUCAUUUUUAGUGUUUCAAGGUGCUUCUCUAAAAUUCAUCUUUGAUUCGAGCGCUCAGUAACUAAACCAAAACAAGUCCGAAUUUUUUCAAAGAUUAAUAAAAUGUUUGAAGAUCCGUGCUUUAGUUAUGCUAAAUUAGCGGAAAUUUUAUAUCUUUUUGUUUAAUACUAUUUAAUCGCAUGUAUUAUAGUUUUUUGUGGAAAUACAGCCGUUCAGAGAAACGGUUUUCAAUUUUUUAUCUUAAUCGUAAAUCGGGGUUUUGUUCACUCAUUGCGCAAAUGGUUUAAUUGAAAAACUUUUCGGGCCAGCAUAUUCUUAAGUAUAAUGCAUUCUUCUUAAUUCUUAGUUUAUCUGCUUCGGCUCUGAUUAAGAUCUUUAAUCUGACCAUCCACGACUUUUUUUUUUUUUGCAUUUAAAGAGGAGAGCGCUCAUCCGAUUUACCAGCUCAGCUUGUUUUCAAUGUGGUCAUCAAAACUUCUUCCUCGUUUUGCUAAGAGAAAGGUACGAGCAAAACUUUUUUUUUUGAAAAAAAAUUGAUGCAAAUACGCGCCUAACACUUGUUCCUGUUAUUUUUAUCCAUUUAUGAACUAGAAUUGAAUGUCGUAUGUUUUCAUAACCAGAAAACCCCCCUUUGACAAGGCAAUAAGCUGAAAUUGAUUACGUCCUAGCUUUCAUUCAAGUUUUACAUUUUUCAAUGUCAUUCGCUGUCGAUACCCUUGUCAAGCUUGUUUAUUUAUUAGCUGGCUGUAUCUAGCUUAGGUAUUUACAGAAUGCGUAGGCGGUGCAAGUUUUCGUUUAUAUUUCUGAAGGAGGGGAAUUAAUAUGAUAUACUGGCCAAGGUUGGCCUUGUAUGUAUGCGCACACCGCUUGCUCCUUCAGUUGCCGAAAGACUGAGAUUUCACUUUUAACGAGCGUAAAAAUGAUGUUAAUGGUUUUCGAGUUAAUUUGGCAAGCAUUGAGAUCAAGAGACUGAAAAUUUGAAUGCGAAAAGUGAAUUCUACAAUCAGAUUGAAUACAAUCAUGCGCAUUUGAUUUUCUUUGUUAAGAGGGCUCAGAAAUCUUUUGGAAAAGCCAUUUUGAUCGCUAAAUACAGUUCUUUAGCGCCCGAAUUAAAUCACAGGUGAAAUGUAAUCAAUUUCAAAAACUUGUCAAUUAUUUCAAAAGGUAAACAGUUUGGCUCGAUUUUACGCAUGUCAAAUUUCCUUUAUAUUACUUUGUCUUUCUCAGACCCAUUGUUUAGCCUUUCAAGGCUGUUAGCAUAGAAUCAAAAGGUCCUUUAAGUUCUUUUGUACUAGUCGAGUUAAGAAAACAUCAUCAAAUAUUCUGUGCACAAUUAAUACCAGUUAUACGUGUAUUGAGUAUUGAAGGCAACCAAAAAGCGUGAGCGCUUAUUCCCGCUUUCUUCGUGACACUUAAAGACUUGCUACUCCUCCACUUGAAAUUUUAUCAGAUUUUAUUAAAAGUAAACAUGAGAGGAAAACGGAAAUAUAGGUAACAAUGAUGUAUCAAACGCGGAACCCAGUUCACUGUUUAUAACACACACGUCAAUCACGGCCAAGCAAUGAGAUCUGAUUGGUUGUAAAGCUGUGAAAUCGACCUCCGCUUUCUUGCUCACUUCGUUCUACUUGCUAACGAACAAACCAAGAGUACUUCGCUCCCCAUGCAAGCACGUAACGGAUUUUCUCCCAACGCGUGACAAGAACAAACUGUGUUAUUAGGGAAUAUAACGUAUUAUUUGUAGGCUUGCUGAAGCGUACGAUCUCAACUUAAUACCUAAUUUCGCGCGGUGCCUUCUGGAAAUUGUACCACAGCUCAAAUCGCUGGUACGUAAGCUUAAGCAGGUAAUAUUAAGUUUAGCAAAAUCCGGACGCGUAUCAUGUGAAACCUUACCGAUUCUACGCAGCCCUUUGUAGCAUGGCGAUUUACAAAUCUACUUGAAAUUUUAAGAAUUCAGAUGCUAUAAUGUAGUUAUUGUUGGAGAUUAUGUGGUGUAUCUUGGUGGAAAAUUAUCGAACCGCCCAGGAAGCGAAAAGAAAGGACUUGUUUGGUUUCAUGCAUUGUGUAUGGGUCCAUUUAACUCGGUGAACUUUAAGACGACGGCCGGAAAACAAAACGCUGCAGAGGAUUUAAAGAGAUUCAACCACCGAGAAGUUGUAACUGCUUCCAUUUAAAAAAAUGUUCUUUCAAGAGGUAAAAGAAUCCUUGUGUAACUGUGCGAAGUGUUUGUGUUUGUGUUGCAUUUGAAAUUAACACAAAGUAUGCUAAUUCCCGUACAAUACAGGACACAGCAAAUAAGUCAUAAUGGUCUCGACGUCCUGUUUAAUUUAGUGGCGAUUUCUCGUCGGCGAUUAGAACGUAAUUGUUUAUGAUGUUGUUCAAAGUUGAAAGGAGCCCUAAACUACUUCAAUUAGAGAACAAGUCGGCUGAAAAGUGUAAGAUACUGAGAGAAUUUUUCCGGACAGUACGAUCACUUUUGACAGAGAGUAUUAUCUUAGUGUAACUUUCCUUGGUUUCAAGGAGUUUCUUGGAAGCCAUUUCAGCAACAAAGCUAAUACCACUGACGCUCUGACAAUUCAUGCAUUCCUACGAAAACCACAGCGAAAUUGCUCUAAAGUCGAAAUUCCCUGCAGGGAUAAGCGACAUUAGCACAAUCGUGGUCCAUCACCUUCAGAAAAAUUUGUUACAAAAACUUGUCAUCAUGAAGAGGUCUGUUCUGGUUGUAUUUUAGGUCUUGCGACAACGAAACCACAAUAUUCUACUCAUUCGGUAUAGAUACGCUAACUGACAAUAAAAUAUUGCUUCUUUUGUUAAAUAACUUUUUCUUCUUAAAUUUCCCUUCCAGGCCAUGCCUACGGCAGAUCAAGUCACUCUCGACGAAAAAGCCUCCUUCUGUGCAGGUUGUGGUACAAGGAUUAUCGAGCGUUUCUAUUUGAUGGCGGUCGAUAGAGAAUGGCAUGUCGAGUGUUUGAAAUGCAGCGAAUGCAGCUUGAGGCUGGACAACGAGCUUACGUGUUUUACCAGGGACGGGGCCAUAUUGUGUCGAGAAGAUUACUACAAGUGAGUCACUAUCAAUCGCAUCUCUCUUCAAAUUUUCGCAAUUCAAGUGACCCUUAGUUUUUACGUAAGUCGCUAUCGUGCGAAUUUAAUUGAUUUUUCUAUGUAAGGGUGAUUGCUUCCCAUGCUCUCAACUUUAUCUUAAUUCUUUGAAAAUGAUUUUGCCGAUACUGAUCUUUAGUUUGUUUUAGAACGUUCUGUUUUAUUUUUCUUCUCCUCUGAAGGGGACUCACUUAUUUCAUAUACAUAUAUAUGUGGCUGUUAUCACGCGCAUAUGCAGAUAUAUAGCGCUGACCGAGAUAUCUACUUGCGUGUUAAGUCCUCUUGUAAUAAUAAAAACAUCUUUUUUGUUAUACGUCAUAACACUUGAAGAUAAAUUUUUGAAAUUAAUUUUGACUGUAUAGCAAUGGUCAUUUAGUCCAAACAAAUACAAAAACUAUACCCUAGAAGAAAAAAACAAACAAGAAGAGGGAAAAAAUAACAGAGGAAAAAACGAGAUUGAUUUUUUUUUGUCCAACUGUUUCUUAAAACAUCUUUUCUUUAAGCCUUCAAAGGCGCCGACGUUUUCCAAAAUAUUUAUUCUGUAGUUGGGUAACACAGGUAUGAAAUAUUAGAUAAGAUUUCAACCUAGCUAGCUAGCGUUUUUUUAAUACCGGAAAUAAUAUUGGAAAGUUUGAAGAAUUACCAAUUCUUCAUUGGAAAGGGUAAAUACAUAUUCCGGCGCUCGUUAAUAAAUGAAAUUUUCGAUUCUGAUUCGACAAGCCAAGGAAUGUUUAUGGUUUAACAAAAAUCUAUCAAAUGAGAUAAUUUUUAAGUCCAAAUAAAAUUUGGGAAAAAAUUAAUAUAACUUGCUAAAGCGCUUAUUUUUUGCUAAAAUUUUUUAAAAAAUUACGUAUUGGCAAAAAUGCCAUACAUCAUUGUUUCCUAGAAAGGAGUUAAGUGUUCUUCGUUGUUUUAUUAAGAGUAUAAAGGCUGGUUUUGUAGGUUAUCAGUUAGUAUCGGUCAAGAUGAACCGAAUUAUAUUCUAUGUCAUCAAUUAGACGCCAGAAAGCCUGGUAAGUAAUGAAAAUAGCUCGCGGAUUUACGUCCAAAUUAUGCCCAAGAUUCCGAACUGUUUGUUGCGGGUUUGCGAGAUAUCAACAGACGGCAGUGUUGACAAUACGGUGAAUGCACUUGAAAAGCACUUGGCAUAUUAUAAAAAAUCUUAAUGUUGAUAAGGAUUUUUCAUUAGAGAAUGGACCCUCAAUCAAAACAUUUUAUCUUUAGGGAAGUUUCCGACAAGGUUUUUUACCAUUUAAAGCCGUAUCUUAUUUUUUUUUCAUCAUAUUAAAUGGACUAUUCUUUAUUGUGAACAUGUUGUAUUGUGUUGUAUUGAAAGAAAAGGAAUAUAUUCUGUUCGUUUAAAAAAUUUUCAGACAUUUGUUCAACAUAUAGUUGCCUUUAUUUUCCGCGUUGAGUAAUUCGCGCGCAGUAAAACUUUCAUUUUCACAUUUUUCGAUGUCGAGUUCAGUGAUUGCGAGAAGCGAGCUAAAAAAAAAAUUCGUCAACCGAAGAAAAAUCGAGAAAUUACUCAGUUCACCACAACACAGUGUGAGAAAUGUGAAAAAUUAAGGGUACCUGAAUAGGGUCAGUAAUUGCAAGACAAAACAAAUCAAUUCAGACGGAAAGAAUUUUUUAUCUUAUUUACACGCAAUCCUCACCGUUCGAUCUUCCUGGUACAGUCGCGAAGAUUGCAAAUUUUGCGAAAGCAAUGGUACUCGCAGGAUAUCGAAUUCCCUGUAACAACGUUGUAUUCAACAUCUUCAAACUUUUUCAAGUUCUUUUUCAAAGUUGGUCUUUAUCGAAAGAGGAAAAACAGAGCUUCGUAAUAUGCAGCCUCUUCAACUUUUUUUCCUCAUGGAAGCCAGAAAAUAAGCAAAAAAAUUUUCGACAGAAAAAUUGAGCCAGUAAUUGUACAUACGGUGAGAAUUUGAAUUGGACAGCGUUGAAGUCUAUCCUUAUUUACUGUCAGUCGCUGCUUAUGAUUUACCUUGAGUUAUGAGCUGAUUAAUACCUAAUUGCAUAAUUAGUGAAAAAAUUUCAAAUUGUGCAGUGCUGUCGAUGAUCAGUGAACUUUCACCUCCUCGAUGAUGUAAGCAAUAUUGAGAGCGUAGUUUUAAAAGGUUUACCGCCUGAAAUGCCAGGGGAACAGAGGAAAAUUUUGUUAAUCACUAGCCGUUGACUCGUAUGGGUUUUUCCUCGUCUUCUCAUAAUAUCCUUAAAUUGAUUGGUACGCCGCUAAAUCGAUGAAAAGUGCGGGCUGUGAGUAUUACAAAACAUCUCUCAGUUAACCCUACAAUAGAAGAUAGAUUUUAAUUAAUUAGAGCGCGCGUGAUUUUUCAGUUAUUCUAUGAAUAACAAUAAACUAUGUGCGUUUUUUUUUUGUGUGUUUUUUUUUUAUAAAUCCAAAAGUAACAUUUCAGUUGAUUUAGAUUGUUUUCUGUAUAUUAUAUUUAUCUUAUGAUAUUCUGAAUUGAUAAGGACUGGUUGUUGUUCUGUCGGGUUCUUCGAUUACAAGACUACCUUAAGUUAUUUUAACGCACUCAAUCUGCCUCUUACAGACAAGAGGCUAACUCCAGUCCUCAUUCUCUCUCUGCCAGGCGCUUCUCAGUGAAUAGAUGUGCUGCUUGUGGCCAAGGUAUCUCCAGCAAAGAGCUGGUGAUGCGCGCCCGCGAACAUGUUUACCAUAUCAGCUGUUUCGCCUGCGAUCGCUGCAAACGAAUCUUAGCCACUGGCGAAUACUUUGGUAUGCGUGGAAUGCAAAUCUUCUGCAAAGCGGACUACGAGAUGAUACUCCGAGAGGAAGCGCAGGCUUUAAAAACGACGUUAGGUUCUUCGACAACUAAAGGAAGACCUAGAAAAAAGAAAAUGUCCGUACCUCUGGAAGGCGUAGCGGCUUUAUCAGGUGAGUUUUAGUAAACAAAGCGCGCUGAUUACCCAAACUGCUGACUAAUGAGAGGUGAUAAUAGCUCUUAUUAGCUUUCAGUUAUGGUUCUCAAACAACCGAGAACUUUGUUUUAAACUAUUUUUCUCCGUUUUGUUGUUGCCAUUGCUCUGCCGCAAUAUAACCCAUUUCGCCUGGAGCGACCAUCUGACGAUGAGAAUGAAGCUUUUUACUCCGCAGUUAGAGUGUCUUUCAUUUCAUUUGCCCGAGGCAUCGGUUUUUUUAUUGUUUGUGCGCGCCCCUAAUACAUGACUUAUCUUUUGGGCAGAUUUUUUCAUUUGAUUCGCAAAGACAUCUGCUGUAAUAUCUUAUACUCAAUGUGUGUAGCCUUAAGCGUGUUAAGCGACAAUGGAUGGAAUGAAACGUUUGAUUUAUACGAGAUACGCCAUAGAACGUUUUUCAUGCACUGGCGACAUCUGGACGGCAAAAUGAAUAGUCUUUAGGUUUUAAAAUAAGCGUAAUAUGGGCGUCUUUUUCAACUUAAUUCAGGAUUUUUUGUUCCCUCGUGGGACCACUGAACACAAUAGUUUUUCUUAACAACUGCGGUGUUGUUUUGUUAGGAAAUUUGCACGUAAUUUUCAACUACUUUUCAAUUCCGUCGAGUCCUUAAUUUACACGUCAAUGCGAAUUCAAACAACAAAGAAAGUAUUUUUGAAAUGAAGUGAAAGUGGCUUUUUGCACGAGCGCCGAGGCGUUACUUACUAAUGGACAUUACAGCUGUCUUCAUCGGUAACUACAAAAAAAAAAAUUGCCACUGUCUCUGUAGUUACUUUUCAUAUGGAUUUGUAAGCGUUAUUGCAAUAGACAGCUUGGUAAAAACGAUUUACUUCUUUUGUUAGAUAUUUAUCUCCGAAAGCGCUGUUAUUAAACCUGAGCCAGUGUUGUUAAGUAUUCUUGACUAUGUUCUAAAUAAGUGCAUUUUCGAAUAGAAUUACUCGACGUUUAUUAACAUUAAAAAGUGUAAGUGGACGUACUUAAAACCAACAAAAGGCUUUUUUACUUUGUUUAUCAGCAUAUAGCGUAAACGAAACGUAAAGCCGGUUAGCUUUUUUUCUUUAAAUUCUGUUUACGUAGUAAAUUAUCUUGCCUGGCUGUAAAGGAGAGCUGGUUUUCUUUGCAAAGAUGGUUAUGGUUAACCUAACUUUCCAAUGAACUGAAGAAAAACCGAAAAACGAUAAUUUAUGUGUUUAUCGAAAAAUAAGUGGUCUGGUGUAUAAGUGGAAGCAAAGUAACCUAAAUAAACAACAUACUGUUCAUUAUCAAGUAGGAGUUAAAUGGAAGCUGAUAAGCCGCCGUAACGAAUUUUGAAAGCCGGGCCCAGUUAUUUAAAGGGAGGAUAACACUAUCCAACGGUUAAAUUGCUAUCUGGUGGAUAAUUGAUUGCAAAACGUCCAGCGUUGUCCACCGUCUAGUGAUUUAUCCAGUGGAUAGCGUUAUCCAACCUUCGAACGACCGGAGCCUGGUGCUUAGAGCUUACGCCCGUAGUCGGGGCAAAACGUAAAAGAAAAUCUUGAAAUUUCUGCAGGAGUGCCUCUCAGGGUAAAAAUAAGCAGCAAUUUGUUUUCUCGUAAACCACCAAAACAGAUACGUUCCAAACAACAAGCUCUUCAAAAAUUCAGCAGAGAAGUGUCUGUCAUAUGCUCCUAAAUUGUGCAAAGUUGAUAAAUCUGAACGCAUCGCUAGCGGUAAUUUAAUAAAUUAUAGGCUUCUUCCUGGGGCGCCACGGUCUGGUUGUAGAUGAUAGUUGUUACGUAGACUGAAAACCCGUCCCGAACUGACAUAAACGAAGUGCCCUGAAACACGUUUAUUAUUACGCCACUACACAUUAGAAGAGUAAAAACCACAGGGUAUACUAUGAUAUCCUUCUGCCUCGUACAGUUGACAGGCCUUAGCGAAGUAAGUCCGCGUAUCAUAACAGCAAUAGAAACCUCAAGCAGUUAGGACAGCAACACUCAGGAAGACGUCGAAUUUCGAAAAUUACUGUAUAUGAAAAACGUCUCAUACGGUGCCACAUCUCAACUCCAGUCUAACGUAUGUAAGCAGCGACAAGUUCCAAAUGGAAAUUGAAAUCAUUUGCCGUCGCGGUUUCCGUUCGAAAACGACACAAAUUUUGGUGAUUUUAGGUUGUCGUUUUGCAGAGGGCGGCUAAGAAAUGUACAUAGUUUUAAAACGCACGUGCUGAGCUAUUGUUCUACCCAUUAAAUCUUUUGUUUUGUCACGUUCCCAUUACCGUUACCGUCUUAAUUUGCUGUAGGUCCCCAAUGACUGACUUACCACGAAAAGUUUUGAUUACAUGAAAAAGCAUCACAGAAAGGCAAGACGGAAGAAAUUUUAAAAGCGUGCGCGCUAUUUGUAAUUUGUACUCUUGUUGCGACUCUGCACUCAUGUCACAACUUCACAUCGGUGUUACAUGAGAAUGCACUCGUUUUCAGCCAAUUAGAAACGCGUAAUUUAUUAAUGUACACAACAUAUAUAUAUUUUGAGAUAAGGAAAAAAAACAAGGAGACUAUACUUUCAUCCCUACAAGUCUGUUUUGUGGUUACUCACUUAUCAGGGGAUUUUAUUGUGAAGAAUAUUCGUAACCAUCGUUGUAUAUAUAAUUUACAAAUUUGCAUAAUAGGCGUGGCGGAAAAUUUAAAUGUUUCGGUCAAUUGUUACGCAGUAACGCUUUGUUUCUGUGGCGGCACGAGGACACGAGUUCAUUACGUUUAUUGAGUGAUGAUAAUUCAGGUCGGCAGAUGAUGAGUAAUUUUUCUUUGAGGCAGAGGUUACAUUAGUUAAACCCGUUUUAACUAAAAAUGUUUUGCUGUGUGAAUGGGGUAACCAGCUGACGAUGGCCUUGAAUGCUUUGCCACUAAACAAACUAAACUUUAUACAUGAUACUCAUUAUGUACGGUGCAAGUGGUACUCUUUCAGACAUGAAUUGAAAUUUUUGUGCCAUUCGUAAGACUCAAACAUCAGAAUAACUUUUUGUGCAUGCGUUUGCGCAAAUAUAUACUGUGACUUUUCACCCGCUCUCGCUUAAAUAUAUUUUAGCUUUGACUAGUCACCAAAUAAAAUAGUUUUGUAUUAACAAAAAUUUCGUAAUUUCCUUUUUUCCAGGAUUUACAAUUUCGGACAAUGAAAGUCACCUUGGUCAGCACAAUGGGGACACAAAACCCAAACGCAUGCGCACAUCGUUCAAGCACCAUCAACUUCGAGCAAUGAAAGCGUACUUUGCAAUGAAUCACAAUCCUGACGCAAAAGACUUGAAACAACUCUCACAAAAAACCGGCCUCUCUAAAAGGGUUUUACAGGUUUGGUUUCAAAACGCUCGAGCGAAGUACCGCCGAACGGUGUGUAAUCCGCAGGCUCAGGAUUUGUCACCAGAAUCUCAGGACCAAGCUUCGCCAGUAAGCGCAAUUUUAGAGGCAGGAAUAGUUUGACUUUAUAAACUUAAAAAAAAAUUAUAUUCGAUUUAAGGACUAAGGUGGA
Pocillopora meandrina is the source of this 18332-nucleotide messenger RNA. NCBI's taxonomy places the organism in Eukaryota, Metazoa, Cnidaria, Anthozoa, Scleractinia, Pocilloporidae. The record is from the annotation of a GenBank genome assembly.